GUACGAGCUCCGCUGAAGUCCCUCUAUCACUAUCAAUGAAGAUUUGCAUGCUGGACCUAAAAAAAAGCGGAAUUGGUGAAGGAUGAGAAGGAAUUACUUUGGACAUUCUGAAUGAUUCUGCGGACUUUUUAUGGGCUUUUCCUUGGCAGCGAUGUGCUUUUCUAACUUUUGAUGCGCAUCUGUAUGUUUCAGUGGUGUGGGGAGACUUGAAACUUGCGUUUGAAUGAGGAACACUUUUCUCCUGUGUAUUUCGAGAAGUUUUUAAAGUUGGAGCUAUAGUUCACCACUGCUAUCAGCCUCAGAGGAUAUAUAUGAUGCGGUGGGUGCAGUAUUGGGGGACACUGGCUGUGCUGUGCGGGCUGCUGUGCUCUGCUGUCAAUGGAUGCCCGCAUAAGUGCAGUUGUUCGGGCUCUCAUGUGGAUUGCCAGGGUCAAGGCUUCAGGACGGUGCCCAGGGGAAUCCCGAGGAAUGCCGAGAGGCUGGAUCUAGACAGGAAUAACAUCACCCGGAUCACCAAAGUGGACUUCUCUGGCCUCAAGAACCUACGAGUGCUACAUCUGGAGAACAAUCAAAUAAGUGUGAUCGAAAGAGGAGCAUUUCUGGAACUCCGACAGCUUGAGAGAAUCCGCUUGAACCGGAACCGGCUGCAGGUCCUGCCGGAGCUGCUGUUCCAAUCCACACCCAAGUUGGGCCGCCUGGACCUGAGCGAGAAUCAGAUUCAGGCUAUUCCUCGUAAGGCUUUCCGAGGGAUCACCUCCGUCAAGAACCUGCAACUGGACAGCAACCACAUCAGCUGCAUCGAAGAUGGAGCCUUCCGAGCCCUGCGCGAUCUGGAGAUACUCACUCUCAACAACAACAACAUCACCCUCAUCCCACUGUCAAGCUUCAACCACAUGCCCAAGCUGCGGACACUGCGCCUGCACUCCAACAGCCUGCACUGCGACUGCCACCUGUCCUGGCUGUCUGAUUGGCUGCGGCAGAGAAGGGGGCUGGCCCCUUUCACACAGUGCAUGGCCCCCGCCCAUAUGAGAGGUCUCAAUGUCCCUGAUGUUCAAAAGAGAGAAUUCGUGUGCACAGGUCCUACUCAGACAGAGCCACGGUCAUGUGCUCCCCAGGCGCCCGUCUGCCCUGCCGCCUGCACCUGCAACAACAACAUCGUAGACUGCCGUAGAAAAGGCCUGACGGAGAUUCCUGCCAACCUGCCUGAAGGAAUUGUGGAAAUCCGUCUGGAGCAGAACAUGAUCAAGAGCAUCCCAAAAGGAGCGCUCUCCCCGUACAAGAAACUGAAGAGAAUAGACCUGAGCAAGAAUCAGAUAUCCGAGAUUGCGGAAGAUGCGUUUAGUGGCCUGCGCUCGCUCAAUUCACUGGUCCUGUAUGGAAAUCAAAUCACAGAGAUCCCAAAGGGACUGUUUGAUGGCCUGGUCUCCCUCCAACUGCUACUGCUGAACGCCAACAAGAUCAACUGUCUUCGUGUGAAUACUUUCAAAGACCUGCAGAAACUCAACCUGCUGUCCCUCUAUGACAACAAGCUUCAGACCAUCAGCAAAGGCCUGUUCGCCCCUCUGCGCGCCAUCAAAACACUACACCUCGCUCAGAAUCCCUUCAUGUGUGACUGUCAUCUGAAGUGGCUGGCCGACUACCUGUUUGACAAUCCAAUUGAGACCACCGGGGCUCGAUGCAGCCACCCCCGCCGGCUCGCCAACAAACGCAUCAGCCAGGUCAAGGGCAAGAAGUUCCGCUGCACAGGUGGUGAGGACUACCGCAGUCGUCUCAGCGGCGAGUGUUUCCAGGACCUGGUUUGUCCCGAGCGUUGUCGGUGUGAAGGAACGGUGGUGGACUGCUCGAACCUCAAACUCACCAAAAUACCCCCUCACCUGCCCGAGCACACCACUGACCUACGGCUGAACGACAAUGAAAUCACCAUCUUAGAGGCGACAGGAGCCUUCAAGAAGCUGCCAAACCUGCGCAAGAUAAACUUGAGUAAUAAUAAACUCCGGGACAUCCGUGAGGGGGCGUUUGAUGGGGCCGGAGGUGUUUCGGAGUUGCUGUUGACCGGAAACAAGCUGCAGUCAGUCAGUGGAAGGAUGUUCAAGGGUUUGAGCGGCCUCAAAACACUGACGCUGAGGAAUAAUCAGAUCAGCUGUGUGGAUAACGCCACCUUCACUGGCCUGAGCUCCGUGCGUCUGCUUUCCCUGUACGAUAACCGGAUCUCCACCAUCGCCCCUGGAGCUUUCAACACCCUGCAUUCCCUCUCCACCAUUAACCUGCUGUCUAAUCCCUACGUGUGUGACUGUCACUUAGCCUGGCUGGGACUGUGGCUUAAGAAGACCAGGGUGGUUAGUGGCAAUCCACGCUGCCAUAAACCUGCCUUCCUAAAGGAGAUCCCUAUACAGGAUGUGGCCAUGCCUGAUUUCUCCUGUGACGGUAUAGAAGAGAAUGUCUGUCUGCCGUCGGCCCCUCGCUGUCCGGAUUCCUGCACAUGCUCGGACACAGUAGUGCGCUGUAGUAACCGAGGGCUGCGUUCCCUGCCUAAGGGCAUCCCUAAAGAUACAACUGAACUAUACUUGGAAGGAAACCUUCUCACAUCCGUGCCUAAAGAGCUUCCUAAUCUGAAACAACUGACACUGCUAGACCUCAGUAAUAACAGCAUUAGUCUCCUUGCCCCUUUCACCUUCAGCAACAUGACACAGCUCGCAACCCUGAUCUUGAGCUAUAAUCAAAUUCGCUGUGUCCCGGUUCAUUCAUUCGAUGGCUUGCGUUCUCUCCGCUUGCUAACCCUCCACGGAAAUGACCUUUCAACUAUUCCGGAGGGAGCCUUCAGCCACUUGACAUCUCUGUCUCAUCUGGCUCUUGGAGCGAACCCCCUAUACUGUGACUGCGAGCUGCACUGGUUGUCUCAGUGGGUGAAGGCUGGGUUUAAAGAGCCUGGAAUCGCUCGCUGCACUGGACCACCUGACAUGGCGGACCGACUGCUGCUUACCACCCCCCUCAAUCGCUUCCAGUGCAAGGGUCCAGCAGAUUUGAAUCUGAUGUCCAAGUGCGCCCCCUGUCUGGCGGCUCCCUGUCAGAACAACGGCACAUGUGUGAGUGAUGCCACAGGCUCCUACCACUGCACCUGCCCUUUUGGCUACAAGGGUCGUAACUGUGAGAUUCCCAUUAACGCCUGCAUCAGCCUGCCGUGUAUCAAUGGAGGCACGUGCCACCUCACACCUGGAUUGGACGGGCAGUACAGCUGUGUGUGUCCACCUGGGUAUGAGGGCCAGCAGUGUGAGCUGAAUCCCGAUGACUGUGAAGACAACGACUGUGAGAAUAACUCCACCUGUGUGGACGGCAUCAACAACUACACCUGUGUCUGCCCUCCUAACUACAAAGGUGAUCUGUGUGAGGAGGUGGUUGACCCCUGUCUGCCUGGGUUUGACCUCUGCCAACAUGACUCCAAGUGUGUUCCUCUCAGUAAGGGCUACAGGUGCGAAUGUUUGCCAGGUUAUGUUGGCCAGCAGUGUGAGCAGGAUUACAAUGACUGUCUGGAGAACAAAUGCCAGCAUGGGGCAGAGUGUGUCGACGCCAUCAACGGAUACACAUGUGUGUGUAGGGAGGGGUUCAGUGGGUUGUUCUGUGAGAAUCAUCCACCAAUGGUUUUGCUCCAAAAGACGAGUCCAUGUGAUCAAUCUGAGUGUCAAAACGGAGCCCAGUGUCUGGUCGUGGAGGGAGAGCCCGUGUGCCGUUGUCUCCCUGGCUUCUUCGGCAUCAAGUGCCAUAAAAUGGUCACAGUCCACUUCCUCGGCAAAGACACCUACGUAGAGCUCUCCGGCGCCAAGUUCCGACCACCCAUGCACAUAUCCCUCCAGGUGGCCACAGAUAAGGACAAUGGCAUUCUGUUGUACAAAGAGGACCAUGACCCACUCGCCCUAGAGCUGUACCAGGGACACAUUCGUUUGAUCUAUGAUGUUGCCAAGUACCCCCCAACCACAGUGUACAGCGUGGAGUCUGUGAACGAUGGUCUUUUCCACAUGGUGGAGGUGCUGAUCCAGAAUCAGACCCUAAGUUUGGUGGUGGAUAAAGGGGCACCAAAAAGCCUGGGCAAACUGCCCCGCCCCCCUGCUGUGGACCACAACACACAACUCUAUAUAGGCGGGGUUCCCUCUCUGAUUGACACGGCAGGCCUACGACCGGGUCCAGACCGUCCAUUCCAGUCCUUCAACGGCUGUAUUCAUGACGUACGGCUCAAUGGGGAACCCCAAGACCUCGGCGGUGGACGGGCAGGGGUUGAUGGCGUCCUGCCGGGCUGUCACUCCUGCGGCGUUUGUGUUCAAGGGGCCUGCAGACAGAGAGGAGAGGCAGGGGUGACCUGCGAGUGUCCCGCCGGCCACAACGGCCCACUGUGUGAACAGAUGACCUCCCAGAGCCCCUGUCAGAGCAGCAGGUGUGUGAAUGGUGUGUGUGUGCCUAAAGGCUCCUCAUACAGCUGCUCAUGUGCAGAUGGAUACUCUGGCCAGUUCUGUGACAGACGAGAGGAGUCCGCCGCCUGUAAGGGGCAGCACUGUGUGCACGGAGAGUGCAGAGCGACGGAGAGCGGAGAGCCGGUUUGCCACUGUCAGCCUGAGUACAGCGGGCCGACCUGUGAAACAGAGGUGACGUGCCAAGGAGAGAUGGUUCGCGAGCUCCUUAAGCGUCACAUGGGUCAUAAAAGCUGCACAUCCACCAGUAAAAUCCCCCGGGUGGAGUGUCCUCACGCCUGCCACUCGGGCCUGUGCUGCGCCCCCACCAAGAGCCGGAGACGGAAGGUCAGCUUCAAGUGCUCCGAUGGAUCGUCCUUUUCCGAAGAGAUCGAGACCACCGUCGAGUGCGGCUGCACAAAGUGCCUAUUGUAAUAGUAGAGCGGAAGAUGGAGCGGAAAAGAAAAUAUAUUGUAAAAUAAACAAAACACAAAUAGAACUUAUUUUUAUUAAGGGAUGUUUUUUGUUUUUUUUUUUUAAAGAAAGAGACUGUUUUUAUGAUGUUGCUUAUAUGUGUCAGAUGAAAAGUAAUUUUUGUAUCGUCAAACAAAAAAAAAAAACACACACAGAUUAACAUUCCUGAAAAUAUAUGAAUUAUAUAAAUAUGUAUAAAUCUAUAUAAAUGUACAACCUAACCUUAAGAAUUAAUUUGGUCUGUGUAUUGCAUGUCUAUUGUGAAGUGUGAGCGCAGAGACUUUUUGCUGGAGAAGCAGGUGGGCUGAAAUGAGCCAAUCAGGAGAGGACUGUCUAGACUCUCUAUCACAGGAAGUGGUGAGCCAACUUCCUGUGCUCUGGUGGCACAGGAAAAAGAAAAAAGGAACUGCUUCCAAACGGACCUCAGAGAACUCGCCUGCAGAUUUCAAGGACAGAGCUUCCAGUGGGAUGGGCUGAUAUUUUGUACUUUGGGUGUUUUUUUGUUUUUUUUGCUUCGGUCCAUCAGAGAGAGACGUGGAAAGCUCAUCGGUGUGGCUCUGGUUUACAAGAUGCAACUCAUCUGAGUGAAUUGUUUGCAUGACUGCAUGGAAAAGUUAAAUGUGAACUUGUGACAUGCUGCGGUCAUGCAGUAAAGCUAUUGUAGUAACUAUGAUAGUUACCUGCUCUAAAUCUGUUUUACUUGUACAGUUAAACUCCACAUGCAUUCCCAUUGUCACAGCAUCGGCAGGGGAUACAGGUUACUGCAUCUCUGGUGCAAAGCACUUCAUACUGACGUAGUAUUCCGUCAUAACCGUCCUUAACUAAAAUAUUAAAUGCGAAUAUAUUACACCCAUUACUACUGUAUUGUUUUAUGUGUACCAUUUUUGUUUGUUAAUUUCUUAGUCAGAGAGAGCGAGGUCUAUAGAUUUUCCAAAGGAAAAGCUAAGCAGUGUUAAUGAAUUUUCAGCCUCGUUCUUCACCCCCCGUUCGCCACAUGCUGUUGAAUUAAGGUAGCAGAUUUAGGGAUCUCCAGUGAACAAUGUCACUGAGCUUGUGGAAGAAGUGUCAUGUUAGCACCACUAAUCAGAAGACUGGUGGUUAUACGGUGCAUUUUCUAAUGUUUUGUUAAAUAUGAAUUAGAGAGUGGUGAUUAACUUACAGUGAAUGUUGAAUUAAACUUGUAAUGAAAUACAG
This is a messenger RNA of Pimephales promelas (fathead minnow), 6104 nucleotides long. The record is from RefSeq and is a predicted model, not a curated record. Lineage: Eukaryota; Metazoa; Chordata; Actinopteri; Cypriniformes; Leuciscidae.